Apis mellifera (honey bee) is the source of this 3744-nucleotide messenger RNA. RefSeq names its product solute carrier family 46 member 3. Bases 603 to 2168 code for a protein of 521 amino acids. NCBI's taxonomy places the organism in Eukaryota, Metazoa, Arthropoda, Insecta, Hymenoptera, Apidae. The transcript has 5 exons. Gene Ontology annotation, cellular component: membrane. Gene Ontology annotation, biological process: transmembrane transport. The record is from RefSeq and is a predicted model, not a curated record. Gene Ontology annotation, molecular function: transmembrane transporter activity.
GAGGGAACACAGAGGUGGUGGAGGAACAGGCAGAGCCAGGAGGUGGCCGAGAGGAAGAAGAAGGGAAAGAGGUAAACGCGUAUCGUAAUGCACAAUGGUGCAUUAGCCAGGAGUAGACGGUCAGACGGUCUCUCCCGCGGACCGAUUCCGAAAUUCGGUCUAUCGAGGAGCGGAGAGAAACAUACAUUUUCCGGAAGAAAAAUUUCGAAAACCCGGUGUGGGAAAAAUCGGUCCAGAGGGAGGCGGGCCAACGAAGGAGGGAUUCAUGUCACACGCGCGUAUGAUUCGAUCAAUUUCCAAAGGAUCCGUCCUUCGGUCUUUCGAGAACAAUUGAACACCCGGUAUCGAAGCCAGGAGGAGUCAGGUAUCCGCAUGAUUCUCAUAAACGCUUGCAAGUUUUUCUCACUUGACAUCGAAGGACAACGAUUGAAGGAGUUAAGUUGAUCCGGAGGAAGCUCGAGUAUAUUGUACAUGAUACAGAACUGGUGCGAGAGGAAAAGAAAGAAAAAGAAGAGGAAAAAAAAUAGAGGGAACGAUUUUUAUUUCAUCGAUUGAAACGCCAACUUCUUCUCGAAUAAAAUCGGCGUUUUGUCGAAGAAGAGAUGGCCGACAAUACUACCAAUUCGUCGACGACGGAAAAGAGACGGGGAGAGACGACCGGUAACCAGGUGAUAUCCGAGAAGGCGGUCGUCUGGAAAUCCAUGACGUUGCGCCAGAAAUGGUCCUACUUCACAAGAAACAUCACCGUGGAGCCUAUGAUAGCCUGCUACGUGAUCCCUUGCAUGCUCGCCUCCCUCGCUACGCAGAAUCUCAGCUUGGAAAAAGCGUGCAGGGUGAACUUGGCCUAUCCCGACGACGUUUGCACGGCGUUGGCAAGGAGGAACACGACCGGUUACGAGAAGGAGGAAAUCGCCGUUCAACAAUUGGUCGCCGGUAUGCAGACGUGGAAAACAGCCCUGUCCAGCGGAUUGCCGACCAUCUUGAUCCUGUUCAUGGGCUCGUGGAGCGAUCGCACGGGAUUGAGGAAACCGUGCAUGCUGUUGCCCAUCGUUGGCGAGUUUCUCAGCAGCGUCAGCAUGUUGCUGUGCACUUACUUCUUCCACGAGGUGCCCAUGGAAGCGACGGGCGUGCUCGAGGCACUUUGGCCAGCGUUGACAGGGGGUUGGUUCACAAUGUUCAUGGGUGUUUUCAGUUACAUCGCGGAUAUCACGUCCGUCGAGUCGAGGACGCUUAGGAUCGGCGCCGCUAACGUUUUCCUGUCCCUCGGUGUCCCGAUCGGGAUGGCAUUGUCCGGGAUAUUGUAUCUGAAGCUUGGCUUCUACGGUGUAUUCAGCAUCUCGACCGUGUGCUACGUGUUGAGUUUCAUUUACGGUUUAGUGGUGAUCAAGGAACCGCCUAAGCCGCAUCUGAGGAAAAUGGAGAAGGCGGAUAACGAGAGGAUGUCUGUGUGCGCCUCGAUCUUGGACUUUUUCGCGUUCAAACAUAUCGAGGAGACCUUCCGCGUCGCGUUCAAACAGGGGAGGAAUAACAGGCAGAAGAGGGUGCUGGUGCUCAUGGUUAUCGUUAUGGUUGUGAUCGGUCCGCUUUACGGUGAAAUGGCAGUGAUGUAUCUUUACAUGAGAUACAGAUAUCAUUGGAACGAAGUUAUGUUCAGUAUGUUUACCACGUUUGCCAUGGUGACAAAUUUAAUCGGAACUGCGAUAUCCGUCGGUGUGUUUAGUCACAUUUUAAAGAUCGAUGAUGCCAUUGUUGGAAUAAUGAGUUCCAUGAGUAAAAUUUUAGCUGGCUUCGUUUACGCGUUUGCCAUAACAGACUGGAUGAUCUAUUUAGGAAAAGUGAAUUCGUUGCUUGGCGUCUGCGAAUCUCUGAUGCCACUCAUCUACGGGCCAAUGUACAGUUCCAUUUAUGCUGCAACCAUGAAAACAUUUCCAGGAACGUUCUUUAUUGUUGGCGCCUGUAUGACCAUGCCAGCAGUCGCCGCGUUCUUUUGGCUGUACACCGAGCAUAGAAAAGAUCGUCAAUUACUGGAGCAAGAGAAGAAAGCGAAGAGCAAAGAAGAAGAGAACGAUUCGAAGAUUGCAAAAUGGCAAGUUGUUAGCGAGAAAAAACCGGAAGUUCCUACGAUGAACGGCAUUGCGAACGCGGCUUUCGAAUCAGAUCAUUUAUAACGAAUAAUUUAUUAUUACAAAAUACGUAAUAAUAUUCGAUCGCGUCAUAAUCAUAUAGAAAAAAGAAUUGAAAGAAUGAGCAAAGAAAUGGAAGAGUCGCAUCUCAUAAAAAGUAAAUUAUAUCGAGAGGAAUUAGCUUCUUAAUAAAUUUUUCAUUUAACGUACAAAAUAUAAGUAUGAAGAAAAAAAAUAAUUAGAAAUAUAAUCGUGCACUGUAUACGUGUUUACAUGGUACACUUAAAGAUGUCCAUUUUACAAUCAUUUUAUAUUUGAAAUAUCUUAAAAAUGAUCUAAUCUAAACGUCUUAAAAAUGUCUGAUAUAAAAUGUUAUGAAAGCAUUAUGAAUCUUGAAAGGUUAAAGAUUUUUUUUUUUCUUUUAAAUAAUUAUUUUUGUAAAUUAUAAUUAAUUGAUUUUGAUGAUUUUAUAGUUGGAAAUUUGUUUUUUUUUGAAAAAAAAUUUUUAAAACAAUUUUUAGGACAAUAUAUACAGACAUUUUAAAGAUAUCUCUGUCUGGAAAAGACCAAAGAAGGAAAGAGAUAAAUUGAAAUCUUAAUAAUAAAUAACGUCACCCACUUACUCAGCUUGGAAAAUAUACUUUAAAUAAAGGAUAACUUUAUUCACUCUAUUUGAAUAAUAAUAAAAACAAAUAGGUAAUGAUUAUGUAAUAUCUUUUAAAUUAAUUUUACUCGAUUAUUCAUUUACUCGAAAAUAGCUAUCCUUUAUUUCAAGUCCUAGUACAAACAGUCUCCGGUACUUAAUAAAUAAAUGGUAACAAUAGACAAUGUGGAACAGGUUUUAUAUCUGUUCAAGCGUAUCAGUAUUACAAAUGCUACUUGCGUAUAUUAUUUCCAAACUAUUGAUAUUAAUGCGAUGAAAAAAAUGAGAAUACGUGAUGAGAGAAAUUCAAAAGUAAGAAAUUAUAUGCUUAUAAGAUAUAAUAUAUAUCAUUUCUGAAUGACCGAGACGUGAAUUUCAUCUUGUGUUCGACAUUCUUAAAUUGAUGUAAGUCUCAUAUUAACAGGAGAAGAGAAAAAAAAUAACAAAAUACCACAUUAUUAUAUACGUAUUGUUUUAUUUUUUUUUUUUUUAUUUUUUUUUUUUUUUUUUUUUUUUUUUUUUUUUUUUUUUUUUUUUUUUUUUUUUUUUGUCUGUAGAUUAUACAUUUUACGAGAAAAAUCGUUACAUGAACGAUCUGAUAUAUACGUUUUUAAAUAAUAUUUAUGAUAAGAUCUUGCAUCAUUCUCGUAUAUGUACUAUAGUUUAUUAUGUGAUAUAAAUGAAAAUAGUUUUGUAUUUAGUAAAUAAAUAAAAUUUACAAAAAGACAAACGAUAUUCAUCGAUACAAGUUCUUUCAAUUAUUAUUAAUAAGGAUAAUAAGAAUUCUAAAGAUUCAUUUUAAUGGAUUGGCGAUCAGCAUGGUCUAAUGUUCGCAUAGUGAUAAUAAAUGUUAAUUCAUCUUAUUACAAAGCUUUUUUUGCUGUUUAUGCAACAACGAUAAAAAAAAUUGAAUGUUUUGCAAAUAUAUAUUAUAAUAGAAUGGAACGUUGUGAUUAGAAUAAAUCUCUAAUUCCGCAA